AUUGUCCUGUGCAUGGUUAUCCAUCACUGUCUCGGGUCACAAUCUCAACUUUUCCGAGUUAUAUUUCUGCAGAACCUUCUAAACACGCGUCUCGAUCUCCUCUGCCCUCCGUGCUCAGCUGGUGCGUGUCUCUAUCCAUCUUUCCUUCCUGUUGUUUCCGUUUAUCAGUUCCUUUGUUUAUGAUCUAACCGCGUAAUAACUUUGACCCUAUCCAUUAUGUUACUUAGUGUGCAGUUCUCUCUGAAAGCAUGCUUUUUAUAUGCAACUCCUUGAUUUUGAAGAUGACGCUCGUCGAAAUCCCUUUCGGAUUCGGUGGCAUUGACAUCAUGACCCUUGACAGCAACUGAGAGGACAUAUUUGAUUACAGCUUGCUAUGUUGUACAAGUAAGAUCGCCAAGUAAUGCUGCGCUGGGGCUUGGGGUUAUUUUAGAAUUGUGGAUGAGUUUGCCAGUCGGACGAUUUGACUGCGCCGACAUUAUAUCCUAAAGCUGUUCUAUAAUGAUAUUUUUCACCACCCCCUUGUAUAAAUCACUUUCUCAUUGUAGAUUAUUUGCAAGUAAUUAAUUGAUCUUUGCAGAAAAUACGGCAGCCGGAAAGAAUUGAGUAGGAAAGAAGGAAGGAAGGAGCUAGUCCACAUUGGUAGGCCCGAAAGAACACUUUCAGCUUUGUCACUUAGCAGGAAGGCAAAGCACAUACCCACAGGAUCUCCUUAAUUUUUUUUUUUGAGGGUAGGAUCUCCUUAAAUUGGGUUUGCCAUCUCCCUUGGUGGAACUGACUACCCCACUAGCAUCUUCAGCUCUGCUUCCCCUCCUGAGAAAAGAGAAAGUAUCCUUCCAAGCCAUCGCUUGCUUUGAUUCUUGGGGAGCAUCCGUUCCAUAGCAUCCUCAUAGCUGCGUGCAAGCAGGUUUGAGCAGCUAGCUAUAAGAACUCCCUCAUCGGAUCGGUCUUGUUUCUUGCCAUGACCGGAGGGGAUUCCAUGGAUGCGAUCAGCCUGGACGAGUGGGAGCUCCUGCCUGACCUCGGGAGCUCCUUCUUCAUGGAGGAGUGCACUGCUGGUGGUGAUGAAGAAGAGGCCAUGGGACCAUCAGUGCAGGCUGCCUCUGCACAGCAGCAGCAUGGCGUCGAAUUCGAGGACAUGGGCGUCGUGCAGGCCGAGCCGAGGCGAGGGGAGCUCACGAUGAUGGUGACCGAGGUGAUGGUGUCCGGUGCAGAGGAGGAGGAAGAGAUGGUGCACUCCCCUGUUGCCGAAGAGGAAGCUUCUGAGGAGGACGAGGUGAUGGUGGAAGCGGCACCUGAUCAUCUACCUCAUGAGGUGGAAGAAGGUGCGGAGAGAGACAGGGCAGGGAUGGACGCUGCUGGCUUCAGCGUCGGGAAACUGAGGGUGAAUGGCGUCGGGGCGCUCUGCUCGUUCGGGGUCGCCGCUGCCACCUUCUGCAUCUUGGUGCUUGGCGGCAGGCCGCAGCAUCAGCAGCAGCAGAGGAAGAUUAUGGUGCAAGAUCAGAAGUCCCAGUUCCAGGUGUUCGCCGAUGACGAGAGAAUUCAUCGAGCCGUGGAGCAGGCGUCGAGGCUGAACCAGGCCGUGUCGUCGGUGAUGGGUGGCGCAUCCACCAGAGCGAAGGUGUCUUUCGGCGGCCACUACAACGGGUUUUGACGUGCCAGAAGCUUCUAGAAUCCAUCGACGCAUCCAUGACAUCCUAGUGUUAGGCAUAUUGAUAUUGAGAUUCUUUAUUUACAUUGGUCAGGGCCCCGUAGCCUGUAUGUCUGCAAUGUAUAUAUGCUUAAUAGCUGGUAGAUUGCAUCAGUCCACUACUCCACUGUCAUGUACAUUUCCUACCAGCAGAUGUGAAUAGUAUUAUUUUGGGUUU
Messenger RNA from Triticum aestivum (bread wheat), 1865 nucleotides. RefSeq lists its product as uncharacterized. The coding region runs from base 959 to 1651 and encodes 230 amino acids. The transcript has 3 exons. Lineage: Eukaryota; Viridiplantae; Streptophyta; Magnoliopsida; Poales; Poaceae. The record is from RefSeq and is a predicted model, not a curated record.